Molecule: messenger RNA, 2348 nt
Organism: Effrenium voratum
Lineage: Eukaryota; Dinophyceae; Suessiales; Symbiodiniaceae
Source: the annotation of a GenBank genome assembly
AGGCUUCGGCAUCUCCAGAGGUGUCUUAUGUUUAGGAGCCAUGCAGAGCCAGGCUUCGCUUUUUUGGCUUUUGGUGGCCGCGCUGGCGGUCAUUGUUGCCGCUGGCAUGCAAUGGGACACCGCAACUGCCGAGAGGUGGUUGCCGGAGAUCUUGCAUGAGAGCAGCGUGCAGUGGUGUAUGGUCAGUAUCGGCUUCAUGAUGAACUUCAUCGCCGCAUGUAUGGUCUGUGCAGGGGUGAAGAGCUCGGCCAGACUGGCUUCCACGGAAAAGGCCGUAAAGCCCAAGAAGGAGGUUCAAAUCAGGGAGAGAGCGGAAAGCACAGGUGAAACUGGCCGCGAGGAGUCCAGCUGGCUGGACCUCUGCUGUGCCAGGAGUCCAGGCGGCAGUUCGGCCGUGUCCAGGCAGAACUCGUAUGCAGGUGGAGAUGACGAGCCUGCAUGGCUACAAGAUGAUUCCGCACUGCAUCCCAAAUUCUGCGGCUAUCGCCUCAAGGAACCGGGAACAAUGCCGAACUUGACCCGCUUCCCUGCGGAGCCGCUGGGCAGCAAUGUCCCUUCGCAUUGGGAGUUUAUGCUUCCCAAUUGCGGGGACAAUGAGAGGAUGAAGUGUCGGGAACUUCGAGAACGCGUGAAGAACGUCAGGGGGGCAAAGGACCCCAUCACGAUGCUGCGCUUUCUGCGAGCCCGACAGGGGAGUGUCAGCUCUGCGGCCAAGAUGUACCAGGACGCCAUGAGGUGGCGCGAGGGCACCGGCUACGAGCUGGGCUUUCGGCUGAACAACAAGGACGACUUGUUGCACCGCAAAGUGGACAGUUGCUGGCCUCCCACCGCAAUUCUUGGCAAGGACUAUGAUGGUGACCCCGUGUACUGGAACAGGAUGGGACUCGGCAACUUGGACUUUCUCGAAAAGGCGCCGGCCGAUUUCCUGAUCCAGCAUGAGGUCUACACCAUCGCGCGCAUCAUGCAGGCAAUGGAAGAAGCAUCGCGGAUGAACAAUCGGCCUAUCAUGUACAUGACGGUGGUGGCAGAUUUAGGUGAGAUGAGUUGGCGCUCUUUCAACCUUAAGGGCAUCAUGAAGUACAAGGUCUGUGUGAGAACGCUGGAAGACAACUUCCCAGAGCUCGUGAAGCGCAUUAUUGCCAUUCGCGUGCCUCGACUGGCCUACACGCUGUGGAACAUUGCCUCGCACUUUUUUGACGAGGGGACCAGGGCGAAAAUUCAGAUAGCGGAUGGCAACAACACAAUGAAGGUUUUAAGUGAAUUCAUGGAUCCGAAGUGGGUGCCAGAGGCAUUGGGCGGCACCCACCGGAUCAACAACAGUAGCUGGUGCAAGCCUUGCAUACCCAGCCCAACAGGGCCUCCCUCACCUGAGACGAUGAGAAGCCUUGACUCAACCUUUGGAGACACCUGAUUCUCGCAUUGCGUAUGGGCAUGAUUGCACAGGCAGCUGUCAAAGCCACCUGCCAAGCAUGCAGAGGGCGCUGUUGCCGCGCAUAAUAGCCGCGCAGGGCAUCGGUGCCUUCUAGUGUUGUAAAGGUUUUACCUUGCACUUGUGUGUGGCAACGGUAGGAGAAAAUGGCAAUUGCUGUGCUUGACUGGCACGGUACUGUACAUUCUUUAACUGUGCUUGAUGACCGACAUGUCCCAUGUACGCGAUUCAUUUUGAGAUGGCAAGCACUCGAGUCUGUGUUGCCUGAACGAAGCAAGGCACCAUUGACAUAUUUAUGUUCUUCUAACUUUGCUGCGUUCCAAUUACCAGCCUUACCUAACUUUGCUCGCUGCCGAAUGUCGCUGACAUGUUGAUGUGAUACCUGCAAGGGAUUUGCGGGAAAGUCUUCGCCAGCUACACGAAAUGCAACUCCCAAGCUUCAGGAAAGUGGGCAAAGCGAAACCCUGGCUUCAAGGGGUGGCAACAGCUUGGCCCAAGUAUUGGCGGGCAAUCAGAGUAUUAGCUUGACUGUUUCUUUCUGCAGAAGAUUUGAGAAAGCGUUGUGGGAGAGCUUUUCUACAUCGUUUCCUGGGACGUGAGUCACGAGCGGCUGCAUUGAUUCGAGGGUUUGACAUUGGACGAGUAUUUCUACGUCAAGAGACGUGCAGGCAAGGGAAUUCCUUUGCUCCAACGAGCAGAGCAACGAAGCCAGAAAGAGAACCAAAGGUUGCCGGCCGCGGACAAUUUGGAAGGCAAGUGUGUAGUGUACGGAGUGUCAAGACCCGAAGUGUUGCUCUAUUCCUCUGCCAAAUUUUGGGGCUUAGGGCAUCUUGGCAGCACAUAUUUGGCCAGAACGAAACAGCGCGUUCAAAGCGGAUUGCGCAGCAUGAACACUUCAGUCUCCUCCGACGAACAGUUC